This is a messenger RNA of Drosophila ficusphila, 7406 nucleotides long. It is a transcript of the gene FASN3, whose product is annotated as fatty acid synthase. The record is from RefSeq and is a predicted model, not a curated record. Lineage: Eukaryota; Metazoa; Arthropoda; Insecta; Diptera; Drosophilidae. Gene Ontology annotation, molecular function: 3-oxoacyl-[acyl-carrier-protein] synthase activity; fatty acid synthase activity; oxidoreductase activity. Gene Ontology annotation, biological process: fatty acid biosynthetic process.
UUCGCUUAUACGGAUUUUAUAUAUUUACUAUUCACUGGGGAGGUUUCGAUUCAACAGAUACUUUAAGAAGUGCUUACCUCAAAAAUAUAAAAAUAUAUAAAACAAAAGAACAAAAAUGGAAGUUCAAAAAAAUAAGAAAUAUUCUAGGUCGUUUCCCGAUUCGGACGGCGAUGAUAUAGUGAUAUCCGGAAUGUCCGGAAAAUUUCCAAACUGCCGAAACAUAACAGAAUACCAGUAUAAGCUUUAUAAUAAGAUAGACAUGGUUGAUGAUGAUGAACGCCGUUGGCGUCACUUUAAUCCGGAAAUACCAAAAAGAUCUGGAAAAAUAGGUGAACUUGAAAAAUUUGACGCAACUUUUUUUGGAGUCCAUUUUAAGCAAGCACACACAAUGGAUCCUCAAACACGAAUCCUUAUUGAGACGGCAUAUGAAGCUGUCAUUGAUUCAGGAAUAAAUCCAAAAAGUCUACGAGGUUCAAAAACUGGAGUGUACAUAGGAUCUUGCAUAUCAGAAUCGGAAAAAACGUGGUUCUAUGAAAAGGUUUCAUCUGGCGGAUUUGGAAUCACUGGCUGUAGUCGUGCUAUGAUGGCUAACAGAAUUUCCUAUUGCUUGGGACUUGAGGGUCCUUCUUUUUUACUAGAUACAGCGUGUUCUAGUUCGAUGUAUGCAUUAGAUAACGCGUUUAGUGCUAUUAGAAAUGGAGAAAUUGACGCGGCAAUUAUUGGUGGAUCAAAUUUACUACUUCAUCCAUUUGUAACACUUCAAUUUGCACGACUUGGCGUUUUAGCGCCAGAUGGCUUUUGCCGACCAUUUGAUAAAAGUGCUAGUGGUUACACCAGAUCGGAGACCAUUAACUGCUUAUUCUUACAAAGAAAAAAUGCUAAGCGUGUUUAUGCAAGUGUAGUUUAUUCAAAAACUAACUGUGACGGAUAUAAGCCAGAAGGUAUAACAUAUCCGUCUGGUAUUGUACAAGAAAAGCUUCUUGACCAGUUCUACAAGGACAUCGACAAUAAGCCAAAUGACUUGGGCUACUUGGAGGCACACAGUACUGGAACUGUAGUCGGUGAUCCAGAGGAAUGCAAGGCAAUCGAUAAUGUUCUAUGCAGUCAAAGAGAAGAGCCUUUAUUAGUUGGUUCCGUUAAGUCAAAUGUUGGUCAUUCCGAAGCCGCUUCUGGAAUUUGUUCAUUAGUAAAAGCUUGCUUCGCCUUUGAAUCUGGAUUGAUUGCACCAAACAUCAAUUUUACGGAAGUUAAACCGGAAAUUAUUCCAUUAUCAGAGGGAAGAUUAAUUGUUGUUAAGGAUGUUACGCCUCUACCAAAGCCCUUUAUUGGAAUUAACUCAUUUGGAUUUGGUGGUGCUAAUGCACAUGCACUUUUAAAGGGUUAUCCCAAAUCGAAAAAUAAUUUUGGAUUGCCACAAGAUGAAAUACCUCGACUCCUAACAUGGGCAGGAAGGACGGAAGAGGCAGUAGAAGCGAUUUUUAAUGCUGUAGAAAAAAGGCCUUUGGAUGCAGAGUUUAUUGGAUUGCUUCAAAAUAUUCAAGAAGAAGAUGUUUCUGGUAUGGUUUUUCGCGGCUAUGCUGUGUUUGCCAAACAAGGAGUCCAACCGUGUCAAUCAUUAAAAAGAGAAGUUCAGCAUUACACUGGCCUUCAGCGCCCAAUCGUCUGGGUUUACAGUGGGAUGGGCUCACAAUGGUCUGAAAUGGGAAAAUCACUUAUGAUUAUUCCUCGUUUUCGAGAGUCAAUUGAAAUAUGUCACCAGACGUUACUGUCGAAAGGCCUCAAUCUUAAACAUAUAUUGUCCUCAAAUGACCCGGAAAUUUUCCAAAAUAUUUUGCAUUCGUUUGUGGGAAUAGCUGCGGUGCAAAUCGGUCUAACAGAUGUCUUACGCUCUCUAAAUUUUGAGCCAGACUAUAUCAUCGGCCAUUCCGUUGGUGAAUUGGGCUGUGCAUACGCUGACGGUGGACUGACGCCUCAACAAAUGAUAUUGGCUGCUUAUUAUCGCGGAAGGGUAAGUGUGGAUCUAGAAAAAAUCAAGGGUUCAAUGGCAGCUAUUGGGAUCGGCUAUAACACUAUUAUACACAUGCUGCCAAAGUCAAUUGAAGUGGCUUGCCAUAAUGGUCCGGACUCUUGCACAAUAUCUGGUCCAAUCGAUGAUGUCACCCAGUUCGUAGAUGAACUAAAAGCCAAAGGUAUUUUCGCAAAAGAGGUUCCAUGUUCAAACAUUGCGUAUCAUUCAAAAUAUAUCGCGCAUAUGGGGCCACCACUUCUGAAGUAUAUGCAAGAAAUUAUUCCAAGUCCCAAGUCUAGGACUAUAAAGUGGUUGAGUACUAGUGUUUCUAAGACAGAUUGGGAUAAAAACCAUGCAAAAUAUUGCUCUGCCGAGUAUCAUACCAAUAACUUAUUGAACAGCGUUCUUUUCGAAGAAACGUUUUCAUUGCUUCCUAAAAACGCCUUGACUGUUGAGAUAGCGCCUCAUGGGCUUUUGGGAGCCAUUCUCAAACGAUCGAUGCCGAGUGGAAUACAUAUACCACUUACAAAUAGAGGGAACAAAAAUAACGCCUUGUUUUUUUUGUCGGCCCUUGGAAAAAUUUAUCAAAAUGGCGUAUUACUACAAGUUGCUAACUUAUAUGAAAAAAUAGAAUUUCCUGUAUCGCGCUCCACACCCAGUAUUAGUUCGCUUAUUCAGUGGGAUCACAGUGAAGACUGGUUUGUGACGAAAUAUGAAAAUAUGAAAACAAAGUCGAGUGGAGAACGUGUUUUUCAAGUUAAUUUGUCGAGUGAUAACGAAGAGUUUUUGAGUGGGCAUAUUAUAGAUGGAAAAAUUCUUGUACCAGCUACUUGUUAUCUUCAAUAUGUUUGGGAAACGUUUUCUCUUAUGUAUCACGGUCCGAGUUAUAUGGAUGUACCUGUUGAAUUCGAAGAUAUAAGAUUCUUAAGAGCUACAAGUUUGCCAGCUAAUGGAAAUGUCGAACUUACCGUAAUGAUUCACUAUGGCACCGGCCAAUUUGAGAUAACGGAAACGGGUACCUUAGUUGUUACUGGAAUUAUACGUGAGACCGAAAAACCCACUGUUCCGGAAGUUUUUCAUUUCGAAAAUGAGUCUAACUUUCCAUUGAUUUCAAAGAGAGACUUUUAUAAAGAGUUAAAACUACGUGGUUAUCAUUAUAACGGAGCAUUUAGAGCCGUUCAAAUGGCUCGUUCAGAUGGCUUGUAUGGAAAAAUUGAGUGGAAUUAUAAUUGGGUUACUUUUAUGGAUUCGAUGCUUCAAAUUCAGAUACUGGGAACUGAUUCAAGAACUCUUUUAUUGCCAACCAAAAUCCGGAAGCUAAAAAUAAAUGGAGUGCAUCAUUUCAAUUUGAUGACCCAGAUGAAUCCAGAGAACCGCGUUUUUGAAGUUUAUGUCGAUCACAUGUAUGAUCGGAUCGUAGCAGGAGGAAUAGAACUUGUUGGAUUACAUGCCAGUCCUGUGCAAAGACGUAGACCUCCUGGUAUUCCAGUUCUGGAAAAAUAUGUCUUUCUUCCACAUUUCCCGUCACCAAUUCUUUCUUUGAAAAAUGCUGCUCGUGUUUGCGUACAAAUCGCUCUAGAAAAUAAUCCUACCUUAAAAAUGAAGUUGGUAGAGGUUGAUACGAAUGGUAAGAAACCAAUAGCAACAGAAUUUUUAGACUCAAUUGAAGAUUUACCAGUCAUUACUGGAGACUAUACUUUGUUAACUUCCCAAAGUCUAGACGACAUUCCAGGUGUUCAUAUUGAAAAUGGAAAUUUGUCUUUCCAAACACGUUGCCAUUUUGUCAUAUUGGGGGAACUUGAGACGGAUGAAAUACCUGAAAAAAUUGAAACUACACAUAAUGUGCUAACCGACAAUGGAUUUGUCCUGCUUAGGCAAAAGUGUAGAACCAAUAUAGCAGCAUGGGAAAAAUCGGAGAGAUUUAGAAAAAUAUCAAUAAUCCCGAUCGAUAACCACGAAGAAACAUUUUUCUUAUUGCAAAAAGUUUCUACGAAUCUUGCAAUUAAACCAGUAAUAGUGGAAGUAUCUGAAAAUGUUGAGAAUUUUGAUUGGAUUGAAGUAUUACAAUCUGCGAUAAAAAGCAAGUCACCAGUUAUUGUGUAUUCAUUUAAUGAAGCCUUUAAUGGGCUUAUUGGAUUAGUGAACUGUUUGCGAAAAGAGCCUGAUGGUAAUUUGAUAAGAUGUUUCUUUGUUGAUGACGAACGUGCUCCUGGUUUCGAUUUGUCCCACCCAUUUUAUUCGGCUCAAUAUUCACUGGGCUUGGCAUUUAACAUAUACCGCAAUGGUUCUUGGGGUAGCUAUAGACAUUUGCUAUUGCUCAAGAAUGAAAAGCCUUUGGCUAGAUCGGAUCACAUCUAUGGCAACGUUAUUCAGCGUGGGGACCUAUCGACUUUACGAUGGUUAAAAGGACCCCUUAACCCACAAAAUUGCACGAUUAAAAUAGCUUAUUCUUCUCUUAAUUUUCGAGAUGUAAUGCUAGCAACUGGCCGCUUAGCCAUUGAACUAUAUGGAACAAGUCGAAUUGAUCAAAACUGUGUUCUCGGCUUUGAGUAUUCUGGCAUUAAUACGGUAACUGGACGACGUAUAAUGAGUAUGGUAGUUAAAGGAGGAGUAGCUUCUUAUGUGGAGAAGCCAUCAAAGCUAAUUUGGGAUAUUCCGGAUCACUGGACAUUGGAAGAGGCAGCCACGGUGCCAGUUGUAUAUAUAACUGUUUACUAUGCGUUUUUUAUGGCAACAGACAUACGAAAAGGAAAAAGUAUUUUAAUACAUGCUGGUACCGGUGGCAUUGGGCUAGCGGCAAUUCGAGUGGCUUUGGCGUACAACUUGGAUGUUUUUACAACCUGCAGUACUACCCAAAAGAAACAAUUUUUGUUGAACACUUUUCCGCAACUAAAAGAAUCCCAUAUUGGAAACUCUCGCGAUACAUCAUUUGAGUUUAUGGUACAACGUGAAACAAAUGGAAAAGGUGUCGAUUUUGUACUGAACUCCUUAUCCGAAGAAAAGUUAGUUUCCUCAGUACGGUGUCUUGGUAAGUCAGGACACUUUUUGGAAAUUGGAAAGUUUGAUAUGGCUAACGACAACAAAAUUGGAUUGGGCUGCUUUUUGAAAGAAAUAACUUUUCACGCUGUUCUUGCUGAUAGCCUUCUUGUGGCUCCUGAUGAAGAUAUUUGGCAUUUAAAAGCCCUUAUUGAUUCAGACAUAUCCAAGGGAAUUAUUCAACCAUUACCUGUAAAAGUGUUUCCAGCUCAUGAAAUUGAACAUGCUUUUAGACAUUUGAUUGGGGGAAAGCACAUUGGAAAAGUGGUUAUUCAAGUUCGUGAGAAACCGGAAGAUUUAGCCACUUUACCUGUGGCGGUGCUCAGUCAAAUUUACUUUAAGCAUAAUCUUACAUAUGUAAUCCCCGGUGGUCUUGGCGGCUUUGGAAUGGAAUUAGCUGAUUGGAUGGCACUUCGUGGAGCUCGAAAACUGGUCCUAAGCUCUAGUCGUGGAAUAACUAAAGACUAUCAAUUGUUUCGUAUUGCUCUAUGGAAAACUUAUGGCUGUGAAGUCGCCAUCAGCACCGCUGACAUUUCGUCAAAAGAAGGAUGUCACCAACUGCUUUCUGAAGCUGAUGUAUUGGGACCAGUCGGUGGAAUUUUCAAUCUAGCUGUUAAACUGAGAGACAGCCUUUUCCAAAGCCAAAACUCAAUUCAAUUUUUAGAAAGUUUCUUGCCAAAAGCUAUUGCGACAAAACACCUUGACGAACUUUCUCGAAUUUACUGUCCCAAAUUGGAGCACUUCGUAGUUUUCUCUAGCGUUUCUUGCGGACGAGGAAAUGCUGGUCAAACUAAUUAUGGAAUGGCUAAUUCUGUAAUGGAACGUAUUAUUGAGUAUCGAAGCAGAGACGGCUUGCCAGGUAAAGCUAUUCAAUGGGGCGCAGUCGGAGAAGUGGGUUUGGUGGCAGAUAUGGCUGAGGAUAAAAUUGAUAUAGAAAUAGGCGGUACUCUGCAGCAAAGAAUUUCUUCGUGUAUUCAGGAACUGGAUCAUUUACUUAAUGCUGAAGAACCUGUUGUUUCCAGCAUGGUCGUCGCUGAGAAACGAGCUGGGCGUUCAGGUAACGAAAGUAUAAUUGACGUCGUGAUGAAUAUUAUGGGAAUACGGGAUUUAAAAUCAGUGUCGUUGGGUACAACACUCUCAGAAAUGGGUAUGGACUCAUUGAUGGCAGUUGAAAUUAAGCAAACUUUAGAGCGAGACUUUGAGUUAAUUUUAUCACCACAAGAUUUGCGGUUGCUGACGUUCCAAAAGCUUCAAGAGCUUACUGAAGCCAAAGAAAAAGAAAACGCUGAUGGAAUUAAAAUUAUUUUUGCUUCAGAGAACAAGCUCUUAGGGAUGGAGUUACUGAUAAGAAACUUGGGGGACGAAACAAACUGCAAAAGUAUAAUUAUUCCGCUCAAGACUUCUGCAGCGCUUUCAAAACAGAGUAUUCCGCCGAACAUUAUUAUACCUGGACUAGAAGGUACAGCUGGACGUGCGUGGUACCAAAUAGGGUCUAGAUUGCAAAGCAGGGCUAUAGUCUUACAACUCCAUCAAUUUGCGCAUAUGGAAAACUUAAAGGAUAUAUCACAAAACAGUUUUGAGCAAGUUAAACCAAUUUUAAAGCAAACAGAACCAUUUUAUAUAAUUGGAUACUCGUAUGGAACUUUUGUAGCUUUACAGCUUGCUGAGAUGCUUGAAAAUUCGGGCUUCCGUGGACAUGUUAUGUUGUUAGAUGGAGCACCUCACUUCCUCAAAAAACUUACUAAUCUGCACUUGGGGGAAAAUUUUUCUGAUAAUGACCUUUAUGACCUGCUUUUUUCUAGUAUAAUCAAUCAGAUAUUCCCUGAGGAAACUAAAGAAAGCAUAUCUGAAGUUUUUAAGAAGAUUAAUAGCCUUGAAGAAAAAAUGUCUUUAUUCAUGGGAUAUGUUGAAAAGCAGAAUGUAUACAGCAAAGAGUACUCAGCGACUAUGGUAGAGGCCAUGUUUAAAAGAGUUAAAAUGGCUGCUUCCUUUGAUUUAAAUUGUAUAGGAAAAAUAAAAUCACCAAUUACUUUAGUCCGCCCGACUGAGGUUUCACUUCAAGACAUUGAUGAAGACUAUUGUACACCGCAACUGACAUAUGGCAAAGUUACGCUUAAAAUAAUAGAAGGGAAUCAUACGACAAUGUUGGACAACCCCUUAUUAAGUCAGAUUAUAAAUGAUUUUGAUCCAGCUUUGUUAGAGGACAAAAGUUUUGAAGAAUAUAUAAGAAAUGAUAAACCAGUUUCCGUAGUUUAAAAAUUACAACAUUCAAAACAUCACAUAUAUAACAAACACAUUUUAAUUUUAAGUUAUACUGCUUAUAUUAUAUUAUACUUUAUUAAAAUAAAAAUAAAUAUUUUUU